This is a messenger RNA of Xyrauchen texanus (razorback sucker), 2655 nucleotides long. RefSeq names its product SMG8 nonsense mediated mRNA decay factor (gene smg8). The record is from RefSeq and is a predicted model, not a curated record. NCBI's taxonomy places the organism in Eukaryota, Metazoa, Chordata, Actinopteri, Cypriniformes, Catostomidae. Gene Ontology annotation, biological process: nuclear-transcribed mRNA catabolic process, nonsense-mediated decay.
AUGACGGUGCCCAUGAACAUCGGAGCACUGUUGCAAUCAGAAAUAAUAGAGGACGCGCACGACAAAGAUGAAGGCGUUCCUGUAUUGGGCAUAUUUGGGAAAAGCGCGAUGCAACCGGGAUCAACAAAAUAUUCUCUAAACAUUUUAGGAGAAAAACAUAUUUUUUCUCUCUUCGGGAGCAACGACACUGACAGCCCGGGCAGAGGAGCAUCGAUCCAGUCGUAUUAUAAUCAGGAUAACAGUGUACUUUAUCUGGUAUUAACAUCUGUUUUAGAUAACUGCCAGCUAAUUCGGGCGUGCGAAUCGUUAACAGUGGGUUUGGGUCAUGCAGAAUCGCAUGAGGUUUGGAAGGCGGCUGAGAAAGAUCACUGUUUGCAGCUGCUGUAUCUGUUCUCACUGUGUCAUGUUCUUCUCCUGGUGCAUCCAACAUGUUCGUUUGACGUUACUUAAAAUAGAAUGUUUCGCGCUUUGGACGCGCUACGUCAAAAAGCGCUUCCACAGAUGCGCGCCGAGAUCAAAGAUUUGCCCGUCUCCAAAGAAUGGAAAUUAAACUGUCGGCCGUGCCCUCCACGCCUGCUGUUCGUGUUCCAGAUGAACGGAGCACUCAGAGUGAGUUUCUCUGACAUGGUUGGCAAUGGCUUGGACUGCACGCACUCCCCUAGAAUGCGGCUGCAGCAGGAGGGUCAGAUAUACAGGAUAUUCCGGAAAAGUCGUGUACUUACCAACCAGAGUAGUAACCGUCUAUUUACAGUGCCUGCCAACCAGGCUUUUGUUUAUGUAGUGCCAGGACCAGAUAAGGACCCCAUCAGUUCUCUGCUGGGACACCUGCAGUCCUACUGUGUCCUGAGAGAGUAUGAAAGGCGCUACCAACAGAUGCGUAACUCUAAUAGGCAGCCCUCUUUUCAUGUGGAAAGCAGUAGCCUGUAUUCAGGGGGUCAGUUAGUGGAUUGCACCUUCAAGGAGUUUCUUUGGCAGCACGUGGAGCUGGUACUGACUAAGAAAGGCUUUGAUGAAGGUGUAGGUCGCAAUGCGCAUCCCUCACACUUCGUGUUACCAACCUAUUCCAAAUGGGUGCAUGUUGCAUACAGACUUUAUCAGGUCUUGAUAGAGAACAGUGAAGAUGAAGCAGCAGAGCUCUCCUUCAAGGUGCAGGGGCAGUUCAAGGAGGGAUUUCUUGAUGCAGAUGCAAAUUUCUCAGAAAACAGGUGUCAGAAAGCCUUGCCCUUGACUCACAGUGCGUAUCAGUCAAACCUUCCCCAUAAUUACACCACAACAGUGCAUAAGAAUCAGCUGGCACGGGCAUUAAGAGAGUACAGCCAGCAUGCAAGAGGAAUCGCCUUCCAGAGAUAUGCCUUACAGCUUCAUGACGAUUGCUACAAAUUCUGGAGUAAUGGACAUCAGCUCUGUGAGGAGCGCAGCCUGACAGAUCAGCACUGUGUGCACAAAUUUCAUCUGCUUCAAAAGCCAGGGGAGAAGCCAGAAAUGGACCAUAACCCACCUAUUCUGCACCACAAUAGCAGGGGUCGGUCUACAAGUUCUUGUAACUGUGGCAGGAAGCAGUCCCCCAGAGAAAAUCCAUUUGCCAUACAGGCUGCCAACUUUGACUUCUAUCAGAUUCUUGAGGAGAAAUGCUGCUGUAAACUGGAGAGGAUACAUUUCCCUGUGUUCCAAGCCAGCACACCUGACCCAGCCCCUGCCAGUGACGAGGCACCCAGUCCUGGAGAGGUACGUCCAUCAGGGGAAGCUGAUCAUCUGAAGGAGAAAGAGACUAGUACUAACACUCCAGGUGAUAGCACAAGUCUGAUCUAGUCUAGUUUGGGCCAGUCUACUGACAGCCUUGCUACAUAUGGUGAUUGAGCAGAAGGUCAGGAGAAAGACAGACAGCCUUCCACAGUGGAGUAUCUCCCCGGCAUGCUUCAUUCCGCCUGCCCCAAGGGACUGUUGCCUAAGUUCUCGAGUUGGUCUCUUGUUAAACUCGGUCCAGCUAAGGCUUACAACAGCCUCAUCAGUUUAGAGCAACCUGGUUUCCUCCCUGGCUCUUCUUUUCUCCUUCUGUGGGAUGUUGUCAUACAAAGCCGGUUAGAGGAAGAUGUGGGAUCGAUGGAGCCUUUGGAUGGGUGUCCAGCCUCAUGGCCAACCCCAAAUAAAGCAUCUGCUGGAAAAGCGCAGCAGUGCUGGGGAAUGUGAUGAGGCCGCAGACGGGAUGAUGUUGCUCGUGCAUUCAUUGGUUUUGAGUAUGAGGACAGUAGAGGGCGCUGCUUCCUUAGUUCUGUGCUUGAUAAAAUAGUGAAAGUGCUUGGAGAAGGUGGGCCAAAGGAACCAGCAACCAGAUGCUUGAAUUCAGAAAUGCCUUUGUACAUUCUCUCUACAGCUCAAGGCAGAGGGAUCAAGCCACACUUUGCUCAGCUAAUUCGUCUUUUUGAUGUGGUCCCUGAUGCUCCUCUUGAGAUUUUCCUUAACCCAUAGGUCCAGCCAGGCUCCCCUUCUUGUCCCAUCUUCCAUCCGGAGCAACCCAAGGUUGUGCUGCCCCCUAAUGGACUCUGGGUGCUACGCUUCCCUUAUGCCUACGUGACAGAUGAGAACCAGCUACUGGCAAACUUCAGGGUGCUGAGAGGCAUGCUGCAUGCCAACACAACUAGUUCAACUCCACAGUAG